Messenger RNA from Notolabrus celidotus (New Zealand spotty), 1895 nucleotides. It is a transcript of the gene anxa5a, whose product is annotated as annexin A5a. Gene Ontology annotation, molecular function: calcium ion binding; calcium-dependent phospholipid binding. Gene Ontology annotation, biological process: negative regulation of coagulation. Bases 460 to 1578 code for a protein of 372 amino acids. Gene Ontology annotation, cellular component: cytoplasm. The record is from RefSeq and is a predicted model, not a curated record. NCBI's taxonomy places the organism in Eukaryota, Metazoa, Chordata, Actinopteri, Labriformes, Labridae. The transcript has 15 exons.
UGAAACUUCUUCAGUCACAGCUCCAGAUUUCCAUCACAAUGGAGACACAGACUUCCCCACCUGCCUCAGGUGUAAAUCUGCAAUACAAUGACUGCUUUCAAAUCGUCUCCCUAUUCUACCCAGCAUAUUGGAAGUGUGCAUAAAAUCAUAAGGAUGGGAACUUCUCUGGUGUGAGGAAACUGUCUCGAUGUCAGUCUGGGAGAGUGUGAGAUGAAACAGCGAGUGUCCGUAACUGGAUAACCUGAAGGACGGUGUCCACGUCUCCUCACAAGUGCUCACUUUAAUUAAGGUUAGCAGAGAGGAGGGAAGCCAUAAUGACAUGUGAGCAGCAUCCUGGCGCUUUGCUUUGCUGAUCUCAUCGCUCCCAUCAGACAUUAACAUCUCAGGACACACAAAGAAACGGAGCACACAAGGUCAUGAUCUCCUGUUUGACUGACGGCGAGUGAAACACAACACUGCAUGUGGAUGAGGAAGUGCAGCUCGACAGCUCUUUCCCCUGUGACGGCGCUGCCUCCACAGAUAACAGAGCUUCUACCUGAGCUACAGAGUCACCUGAGAGGAGAGAGAGGACACACUUCUGUCGUUUCUUCUUUAGGUUAUAUCGGCUGUCUCCCAUCAGGAAAAGGAAUGGAGCACAGAGGCAGCGUCAGACCUUUUGUCAACUUUAACGCCAAACACGAUGCUGAACUCCUCCAUAAAGCCAUGAAAGGAAUCGGUACGGAUGAAGACGCCAUCCUCAUGCUUCUGGCAGCACGUAGCAACGAUCAACGCCAGCAAAUCAAAGCAGCGUACAAAAAGGCGUACGGAAAGGACUUGGUCAGUGCGUUGAAAUCGGAGCUUGGUGGGCUGUUUGAGACUCUGAUUGUGGCCUUGAUGACACCUCCAACUUUAUAUGAUGCAACCCAACUGCACAAGGCUCUGAAGGGCGCAGGGACUGAUGACGACGUGCUGAUUGAGAUACUGGCCUCCAGGACUGGAGAACAGAUUAAAGAUAUCAUCAAAGUCUACAAGAAAGAGUUCAGCAGCAAGCUGGAGAAAGAUAUCUGCUGUGACACCUCGGGGCACUAUCAGAAACUACUGGUGAUCCUCCUGCAGGGGAGCAGAGAGGUGGGAGUGGACGAGGCAAAGAUCGAGAAAGACGCUAAGGACUUGUAUGCCGCUGGGGAGGGCAAGUUUGGCACAGAUGAGGAAAAAUUUAUCACAAUCCUUGGCAACAGGAGCGCAGAGCAUCUCAGAGAAGUGUUCGAUGCCUAUAAAAAGAUCUGCGGCUCAGAUAUCGAGGACAGCGUUAAAGGAGAGACCACAGGGAAUCUGGAGAACUUACUGCUCGCUGUUGUGCAAUGUACAAAGAGUGUACCAGAAUUUUUUGCUGAAGGCCUCAGUAAAUCCAUGAGGCGUGCUGGAACUGAUGACGACACCCUAAUGAGGAUAAUGGUGUCCAGAAGUGAGGUGGACAUGUUGGACAUCAGAACCAGCUUCAAAAAGAUGUAUGGAGCAUCUCUGUACACUACUAUCCAGGAGGACACAGGUGGAGACUACCAGAAGGCUCUGCUCUACCUCUGUGGUGGGAAUGAUUAAUGGUUUUUAUGAUGUGUUCAGCAGCACUGAAUGAACGAUGAGUCUCAGUGUCGCUGCAGGACAAAGCAACACAUGAGAUGAGCGUAUCGAUCCAGAGUUGCUGAUUCUCUCUAACUUUGGCUUGCUAUUGAUUGAAUUAGUGUGAAAUAUUCACCUGUCGUUUUGACUUCUGUUAAUGUGCAUGAGAAGCAGCUUAAGUGUGUUUACUGUUUGUGAAAAUUGAAAAAAAAAGCUCAAGCACAGUAAUGAGAGUGGUGCUUUAUUUUUAAUUUAAAGGAUGUAGGCAGCUUUGUGUGAAAUAAUUAAAUGUGCUCUCA